Messenger RNA from Triplophysa dalaica, 2980 nucleotides. RefSeq names its product vasoactive intestinal peptide receptor 1a (gene vipr1a). NCBI's taxonomy places the organism in Eukaryota, Metazoa, Chordata, Actinopteri, Cypriniformes, Nemacheilidae. Gene Ontology annotation, cellular component: plasma membrane. The transcript is spliced from 13 exons. Gene Ontology annotation, molecular function: peptide hormone binding; G protein-coupled peptide receptor activity; vasoactive intestinal polypeptide receptor activity. Gene Ontology annotation, biological process: adenylate cyclase-modulating G protein-coupled receptor signaling pathway; cell surface receptor signaling pathway. The coding region runs from base 319 to 1650 and encodes 443 amino acids. The record is from RefSeq and is a predicted model, not a curated record.
UGGGUUUACAAUCCGUGUCAUGUGUGUAUAUGGUUCAUGCAAACCAUAUCGGUAAAUGUGUAGUAAAAAUGCGGGAGUCGUUCAUGAAUAAGCAUCUUCUGGAUCGUGAAGGAAAAUGCUCAGGACGCGCGGCGCAGUGCAGCUGGUGAGCCCGUGCGCACGGGAGCGCGCGCACCACACAGUUGCCUGACGCUUCGGAUUCUUUGUCAGCAACUUUUAAUAGGUCAACUUGUCCACGGCAUCUAUGUUUUAGGGAAGAACUCUCAAACUAUGGGAAAGAGGACCUGUUAUUAACGCUGAAUCUGCUGAAAGUGCUACAUGAACGCUAUGGAUAUGUCUAAACGAAUGCUGAUUUUAUGGCUAACCUGUUCACUCGGACCUAUGCUGUCUGUCCAGAUGUGUGAGGUCAUGUGGGAGCUGGAAGCAGAGAAAGGGGAGUGUUUAUCCAAGUUGGAAAAUAUCACUACAGGAUGCCCAGGUGAAUGGGACCUAGCAUGUUGGCCAUCAGCUCAGGCUGGAGAGAUAGUGACCAUCCCCUGCCCCAAUUACUUCAGUCAUGUCAGCAAUAUGGGGGGAAACAUUUCAAAGAGCUGUACUGAGAUCGGCUGGACAGAAAUAAACCCAGUUGUCAUUGCAUUAAAUUGUGGCUACGACCCUAAUAUCACAGUGGAUGAAAAUAUGGGUGACUUUCUGGGCUCUGUGAGAAUCGGAUACACUAUUGGCCACACUGUGUCUCUCAUAUCUCUCAUCAUUGCCAUCACAAUACUGGGCUUCUUCAGAAAACUCCAUUGCACCAGGAACUACAUCCAUAUUCAUCUGUUUAUGUCCUUUGUACUAAAAGCUAUCGCUGUUAUAAUGAAGGAUGUAGUUCUAUAUGAGGUGGAGGGACCCGAUGACUGCCAUUAUGGAUCUGUGGGCUGCAAGGCGGCUGUGGUGUUCUUCCAGUAUGGCGUCAUGGCCAGUUUCUUCUGGUUGUUGGUGGAGGGUUUUUAUCUCCAUGCUCUCUUGGCUGUUUCUUUCUUCUCGGAGAGGAAGUACUUCUGGUGGUACAUCCUGAUUGGAUGGGGAGUGCCAGGUAUCUUCAUAGUAGUGUGGAGCAUCACAAAAGUGAAUUUACAUGAUAUUGGAUGCUGGGAUUUUAUUGAUGAUGAUCUGUGGUGGAUUAUUAAAACUCCAAUUUUAAUAACUAUAAUGAUGAACAUCAUUCUCUUCAUUUGUAUCAUUCGAAUACUUCGUCAGAAAAUCAGCUGCCGAGAUAUUGGGAGAAAUGAAUCACACCAGUACUCGAGAUUGGCAAAAUCAACCCUACUUUUGAUUCCUCUGUUUGGAAUCAACUAUAUAAUCUUUGCCUUUAUGCCUCAUCACAUACAGUCUUACAUGCGUUUGGUGUUCGACUUGAUCCUGGGGUCCUUUCAGGGAUUUUGUGUUGCUGUCCUGUAUUGUUUUCUAAACGGAGAGGUUCAGUCUGAGAUCAAGCGAAAGUGGAGGCGGUGGCACAUGCAGAGGUUUCUAGGAGCUGACACCAAGUACCAGGAGCCCUCAAUGGGAAGCAAUGGCAUCAACUUCAGCUCCCAAAUCACCAUGAUGACCAAAUGCAGCCCCGCCACACGACGGGCCUCCGCGUGCCAAGAUGAUUUCUCCACCGUCUGAGCGACUCUCCAUCAAAGAUGUUAGACAGAAACCAACGUAUCUGUGCUUACACACACAGGAAGGCUACCACUCACAUCUCAAACAUGUCCAAGGUUGCUGCUCAUUUCCUGGUCACUGGGAACAUGCAGGACGGCGAUCACCUCAGUGCUCAUGGAGUCUGAUUGGCAUGUGAUGUACAUGGACAAUUUAGUCAUGAUGAUUUAUCGUCAUAGCCAUGACGUUUAUCAGAAGAGAACUCGGAUGAAAGAUGGGAAAAUACAAGUACUGUUUGACGUUUGAAUGUUAUUAGCAGACUACUGAUUCAAAACAAAACCGUCUUAUGUAAAAGUACAAUAUCUGUUUUAAGAGCAAGUUCUGGAUCUUCAGUUCUAACCAAGCUACAGACUGUUGCUUAAGAAAUGGAAAUUUAAUGCAUGAGGUGAAAGAUGUUUGUUUGAUUUGUGAAACAGUCUGCCAUACACAAAGGUAUGUGCAUUUAUUCUCUUCAUUAGCGUUCUCUGUGUGCCUGUGAUGGCAUACUGCUCUGUUGUUCUGCACUCCCCUGCCCUCAUUAUGCUGCUUAAGAUUCCUCUGACUCCAAAUAACCUGAAAAUCUGAGCCGUGUCUCUAAUUUUUGUCUUUUGACUUAUUCCAGGAUGAAUUAAUGUGACAAUCUGACAUUCUGGUAACAUCCUGCUUUUGUAUCCUACCAAUUUGUGUCAUGUAAUUCUGUUUCAGUGAACAAGCAUAUUAAGAGAAUCCUCACUUAUAGUGUGUCAAUAAAUAUGGUGUUUUAUGGUAAUCAUUUGUAGUUUAGCGAAAAUGUAAUGUUCAGUUAUGUGAAAUAUGUGAAUGUUUACAUGGGUUGUAUAACUGCGCAUGUAUUCCAUAUGUUGACAAUUUCUCUGAAAUGGUUUCUUUUUAUCAGAAUGUUCUUCUUAGAAGAAGAUUUUUAUGUCUUUGUCUGAUGAAUGUGUAAGGUUAUUUAUAGCUGUUGCUGCUGGCAUGCCCGUCAUGUUUGCAUACAUAGUUCUUUUACCUCAGUGUAAGAUAACAGUCAAGAAAAAGUGUCUUGGAAAGUGUUUUAUUUGUUCAAUCUUGUAGAAUUUUUUAGUUUUAGAAUGAAUACAAUUUAAUCGUACAUUAUACUGUAUAAUGUCUUUGCUGUUUCAGAGUAUUUAAGUGUUUGCUGGUGGCUGCUGGUAUAGGUAGGCUACACUUUUGGCAUUAGACUUUUGUAAAAAAUUAGAAGCACACAUUUAUGUAAUCACCUGUGCAUUUAGUGUGAAAACUAUAGUACUGUAUUACUAAAUAGUAACAUGAUAUUGACCUUCUCUUCAGAAUCCAACAA